Molecule: messenger RNA, 1270 nt
Organism: Labrus bergylta (ballan wrasse)
Lineage: Eukaryota; Metazoa; Chordata; Actinopteri; Labriformes; Labridae
Gene: hamp
Product: hepcidin antimicrobial peptide
Biological process (GO): defense response to bacterium; intracellular iron ion homeostasis
Cellular component (GO): extracellular region
Source: RefSeq, a predicted model, not a curated record
AAAAUAGAUCAGAGAAUUUCCCCAAGUGUUGCAGCACUAUAAGGAGCAGUAAUGAGGAGGUCAAAACUUUCCUGACAGGAGUUAGGUAACUGCUGCCAGGAAUGGGCCGGGCCUCCCAGCGUGAUGAGGCAACACAGAGCCCCGGGGGUGAAUAAAUACCAGAUCGCUCUGCAUACUCGAUCAGCAGACAGCAGAGGGACUCCAAAGGGCUGACAAAGGGUCAACAGAAGAUCUGAAGAAAUCCACUUGCCCAGACAGCUGCCAUCCAUCACUGGAGCUGAAGAAUUACCAGAAGACAUAGUGGUGUUCCUCGGUGUCCUGAUACCCAUGAGAAAAAAGACCUAUCAACUCUAAUCUUCAAAAGGAUUUAAUAACUACACCACUUUGCUAAAAUGAAGGCAUUCAGCAUUGCAGUUGCAGUGACACUCGUGCUCGCCUUUAUUUGCAUUCUUGAGAGCUCUGCCCUCCCAUUCAGCGAGGUGCGAGAGCUGGAGGAGGCAGGGAGCAAUGACACUCCAGUUGCGGCACAUCAAGAAAUGUCAAUGGAAUCGUGGAUGAUGCCAAGUCACACAAGGCAGAAGCGUCAGAGCCACCUCUCCCUGUGCCGCUAUUGCUGCAAAUGCUGCAAGGCCUACAACGGCUGCGGUUUCUGCUGCAGGUUCUAGCGAUUCCCGCAAAAAACAAAGAAAUAUUAAUUUAUUACGCUUUUUGGUCUCCUUCCAAGAAAUACACAUUCCUUGACCUCUUUCUUCAUGCAUUGCCUGUGCUUACACUGUUAAGUAUCUUUUUUUUUUUUUUUUUAUGAAUCAUGGAAGAGCACUUGGAAAUAUGUAGAGCUAUUCUUUGUAUUUAUUUAGUAUGUUUUAAUAUUUUCACCCUGUGAGUCUUUUUGUAAGCUCAAUGAUGCGUACAUUUGUUUCUUAAAAACAAUUCUGAUGUGAAUAUUUCUUGUUCUUUUAAAUGAAGUCUACUAGUUUACUUGGUGUUGAAUAAAUAAUGAACAUUUGAAGCAGGUGCACUAAUAUUUGUUUGAUUGUUAAAAAAAUGAGCUUUUUCUGAAUGGGUUUUAGCUGAUUAAUACAAUUAAUAUUAUCAUCUAGACCGCUGCUUCGCCAUUUUCAGUGGGUCAAAAAUGUGUAGCUGGGAUAAAAAUGGGGUCAAAAAGUCUUCAAAGCACUGUUUGAUUUGUUCAGUUUCUUGCCUCUAUCCCUUGUUCUGUAACGUCUACUGCACAAUGUUUCAUUAAAUAAAUCUGAUUGGUUGUAAGAUA